Molecule: messenger RNA, 1809 nt
Organism: Suillus subaureus
Lineage: Eukaryota; Fungi; Basidiomycota; Agaricomycetes; Boletales; Suillaceae
Product: DNA polymerase eta
Exons: 12
Coding region: 1-1809 (602 amino acids)
Biological process (GO): response to radiation; error-prone translesion synthesis
Cellular component (GO): nucleus; site of double-strand break; replication fork
Molecular function (GO): damaged DNA binding; DNA-directed DNA polymerase activity
Source: RefSeq, a predicted model, not a curated record
AUGAACUCGCCCUGGAAAGGCAAAGCAAAAGCCACGAACCAAGAUUAUGAUGACUUGCGACCAACCAUAACUUACAGGCACCUUCUAUCCAAUAACCUCGGCGUUAGAGAUCCCCUACGCGUCGUCGCCUUAUGCGACAGUGACGCCUUCUAUGCUGCCUGCGAACGCAUUCGACUUGAGCUCGACCCGAGCGUACCAAUCGUUGUACAACAAUGGGAGAGUCUCAUAGCAGUGAGCUACCCUGCACGUGAAUUUGGCAUAUCCCGCAUGGAUAAGAUCAAGGACGCCAAGAAAAAAUGCCCUAAUCUACUUGCUGUGCAUGUAGCGACCUACAAGGAGGGCGAGAAGGAGCCCGGCUACUGGACAGAUAUCGAUACGCGCACUCAUAAGGUAUCCUUGGAUCUAUAUCGACGUGAAAGUAACAAGAUCAUUUCUAUGUUUAAGGAGGCUCUUCCAACCGGUGAAGUUGAGAAAGCCUCCAUUGAUGAAGCAUUCAUAGACUUUACUCGUCCUGUGAGAGAACAGUUACUUGAACGAUAUCCAUACAUUGCCCAAGUUCCUGUUGAUGCCCCAAAUGGGAUAGACAGUCCGCUGCCACCACCUCCUCCAAUAAAGUGGGAUGAUUUGGGGACAGUCAUACUACCAGAAGAAAUUGAUAGUGCUGGCGAACAAUCUAACAUUGAAGUUGAUGGAGAUGCAACAUGGCACGAUGUAGCGUUGUCAAUUGCCGCAGAGCUGAUGCGAAAGAUUCGUGAAGACAUACAUUCAAAGCUAGGCUAUACAACUUCUGCUGGUAUUGCUCGUAAUAAGUUUCUUGCGAAGCUUUGUGCCUCUUACAAGAAACCUAACAGUCAAACUAUUCUCCGGAAUCGGGCCAUUCCAGAUUACCUCCAUCCAUUGCCCUUUCAAAAAAUCCGCUUCCUCGGUGGAAAGCUCGGUGAUGCCCUAGCGAAAGAAUAUGAUGUUUCAACUGUGGGUGACUUGUUAACGGUUUCACUAGACGAAAUACAAAGCAAGUUCGGUGAGAAUGCGCUAUGGGUAUAUGAAUUCCUUCGUGGCAUUGACCGCACUGAAGUCAAAGAAAAGUCUGCGCUGUUCAAGAGCAUGUUAGCGUCAAAGAACCUUCCGAAGCCGAUAAUCCAGCCCUCGGAUGGACACCAAUGGAUCCGAAUCCUUGCUGCAGAACUGGCGUUACGACUCAAUGAUGCGAGAGUGUCAAUGCCGACGCUUUGGCCCAAGUCUAUUGUGCUUCAUGCUCGCAAAGGGUACGAAACAUCGCGAUCCAAACAAGCCACUUUCCCUUUCGUCCGCAAUGUGACAGUAGACGUGAUCGCGACAGCUGCCGAUAAGCUUUGGAAAGACCUUACUGACGACGCAAAGACCGUCAAUAUCACAUCGGUCCAACUAGCAUUUACUGGCCUGGAGAAGACCGAGAUGGGCCAGAAAAGCAUCGAAGGGUUCUUCACAACUCGAGAUGUCCAGCAAACAUCUCUCAAACGUUCGCGCGAAGAUGAUGAGCCUCUGGUCUCGCCUGAGAAGACUCUGCCCACAUCUAGCUAUGUCGAGGCUGUUUCAUUCAAGUGUACCCGAUGUCGUAAGACGAUCGCCCUUCGAGAAGACCAAGCGACAGGUGGUCCCAACGAAGUAGCACAGCGAUUGGCAACGUUACGAUCGGAACAUGGCGACUUUCAUUUUGCACAGGACUUGGCACACAGCACUGACGGGUCGGUGCCUGUACCUCGCGGUUCAUCGUCGAAACGGAAGAAAGUGGAAUCAGAAGGAAUUGCGAAGUUUUUCAUCAAGAAGUAG